Messenger RNA from Oppia nitens, 1407 nucleotides. RefSeq names its product CAP-Gly domain-containing linker protein 2-like. The transcript is spliced from 6 exons. Lineage: Eukaryota; Metazoa; Arthropoda; Arachnida; Sarcoptiformes; Oppiidae. Bases 422 to 1237 code for a protein of 271 amino acids. The record is from RefSeq and is a predicted model, not a curated record.
UUGGGCGGAGAGGGAGGAGAUUGGAAAGAGACUGCAAUAAAAAACCUGUUUAAACCAUUUGAUGUACAUUUAUAGACAUCCAACGCAACUAUUAAUAGUCAAAAACACAACAUCCCACACAUCUUUCAUUUUACACACCUUUCCAUCGCAAUUAUAGCCCCUAUUUUGGUCAUCGUCGUCGUCGUCGUCGUCGUGCAAACCCUCUCAGUAGAAGUGAUACCUUUAAGAGAGGACAACGUGUGAACAACUCUUGUUUUUCUUGUUCUUCUGUGAAAACAAAGGAUUUUAUUUGUUUUAAAAAACUUUUUAAUCUCCAGAGAUAUUGACACAGAUUUUAAAGUUUUAAAAAUAUAUAUUUAUUUGACUUAUUUAGGGAACAGUUAGUUGUUUUGUUAGUUUGUUUGUCUAUUUAAUAAUAGUCAUGGAUGACAGUGCAGCGUAUUCAAGAAACAGCAGUGCAUUGACGGCCGACACCGACGACCUAAUUGUUGGCGACCGGGUUUGGGUUAACGGCAAAAAACCCGGUUAUGUACAGUUCAUCGGUGAGACCAAGUUUGCCAAAGGAGAGUGGGCUGGCAUUGUCUUAGAUAGUUAUAACGGGAAAAACGACGGAACCAUUAAUGGCGUCCGUUAUUUCCAAUGCGAACCGUUUCGCGGACUAUUCUGUCGACUGUAUCGUUUGUCACGCUAUCCGGUGGACACUAACGGCGACCGAUUGUAUUCGUUCGACAAUAAGGACAAAAGCAAACUGACCCGAACAGUGCGUUCGCAGUCACCCGACGGCAAAAUCAGAUCGACAACCACUGAAUAUGUUAAUAAACCGGUUCCUCAUUAUGCUCUGCCGACUCGUGGUCCGGCCAAACUGGUAACCGAAGUGACAACAAUGACUACGUCCGACGAUCCAAACAAUAAUAUCCGAAUCGGCGACAGAGUGGUAGUCAAUACCAAGGAAACAGGCGUACAGUCGGGUCGGGUUCGCUAUAUCGGACGGACACAGUUUUCAAGCGGAAUAUGGGUUGGACUCGAACUUAACGAACCAAACGGUAAAAAUGAUGGAUCAGUUGCCGGUAGAAGAUAUUUUAUUUGUCCCAAACGCUACGGUUUAUUUGCACCAAUUGAUAAAGUAGUUAAAGGAGAGGCUGUCCGCACAAUUACUAAAACCCGGUUCCUAAACACAACCACUUCCACCACUGAUAAACCUGUAUGGAAAAGCACACGGUUUCAGACCAAUUACUAGAAAUUAGACUUAAAAAAAAUUUUUGAAGACAUUUUGAAGAAGAAAAAGAUACAUUACUACACAAAAUAAAAACAACAUCAACAACAACAACAACAAAAUGGUUUGGUAUUACACCAUGGAUUACACAAAUAAUUAUUAAAAAAAAGUCAUUUAUAAACACACACACAAAU